AUGGUGCGCAACGUGGAUGACCUUGAUUUCUGCCUGCCCUCGCACCCGCAGACCAUCCUGGAGGGUCUACGUUCCCUGUGCUCUCAGCCCAAAAUGGUGGAUGUGACGUUGAGCGCCGGGGGCCGGGACUUCCCUUGCCACCGCGGGGUCCUGGCCCUCUGCAGCGCCUACUUCGGCUGCAUGUUCUCAGGGGACUUUGCAGAGAGCAUCGAAGCCCGCGUGGAGCUCCACGAAGUCGAUCCAGAUAUUCUGGGAUCCCUGUUGGACUUUGCCUACACUGGGAAGCUGACCAUCAACCAGAGUAACGUGGAGGGUCUGAUCCGUACCUCCAGUCGGCUGCAGUUCCAGACCGUACGUGCGGUGUGCACGCGUUACCUUCAGCAUCAGAUCGACUCUACCAACUGCUUGGGCAUCUUGGAGUUUGGAGAAAUUCACGGUUGUCCAGAAGUCGUCGCCAAAGCGCGGGCUUUUCUUUUGGAGAACUUUGAGGUGGUCCAACUGGCUGAGGAAUUCCUGCUCCAGGAGAAGGACCGCCUGGUAUCCUGUCUGAGCCACGAGGGCCUGCAGAUCCGUUGCGAGCGCUCCCGUGUGGAAUCCGUUCUCAGGUGGGUAGGGCACCGGCGGGAGGCUCGGCUUGUCCACCUGCCGGAGCUGCUGGGCCUCUGCCGACUGGAGCUGCUCGACCCGGACUACCUAAGGGGGACCCUGAUGCAGGACGUUCUAGUCCAGGCCUCUGAUAGCUGCCGUGAGGCUGUUGAGAAGAUCCAUAUGGAGAAAAUGCACUUAUCUCCAGAACUUGGAGGCCAAGCGGAUACCCAAAGUCCGCAACCCAACCUGCAGGAGGUGCUGUUUGUCAUGGGCGGGCGCUCCCUGGACGACGACUCGGAUGAUGAUUCGGAUGACGAGGAUGGCGAGAGAGCAAGGGAGCGCAGAGCUCAAGCCAGGAAUUGUGCUUUCUACAACACCAAGACAAAACUGUGGCACGAGCUUCCAAAUUUCCCCAACCCCAACAAGUGGGGCUUCUCCAUGGUGUCACUGAAUAAUGACGUCUAUGUCACAGGGGGCUCUAGGGGCUCCAACACCAACACCUGGUCCACCACAGAGACAUGGAAGUACAUCACUAAGGAAGGGCGCUGGGUGACGGUGGCGCCCAUGCUCAGACCUCGGACCAACCACUCGUCGGCCACACUUAAUGGAGAAAUUUACGUCAUUGGGGGUACAACACUGGACCGUGUGGAGGUGGAGCGGUAUGACCCAUACCACAACACCUGGACUUCCACGUGUCCUGCCGUCAAGUACGUGACAAACUUCACAUGUACGGCAUGCCAGGGAAAGCUGUAUGUCAUCGGUUCCUGCGCCGUCAAGUACAACGCCUUGACCAUGCAGUGCUACAACCCCGUCAUAGACAGCUGGAUGACCAUUUGCUCGCCAUUCAUCCCCAAAUAUUUGUCUUCACCUCGCUCCGUGUGCAUGGAGGGAAACAUCUACCUGCUGGCGGACAACACCAAGAAAGUUUACUCCUACGAUCCUGACGCCAAUAUGUGGCAGAAGAUCCAACUGCUCCACAUGUUGCACGAGAACGGCGGCCUAGUGUCGCUGGACGGGAAACUCUUCGUGACGGGCGGCCACUGGAAGGGCAUGGAAGGUGACUAUGGUGUGGAGGUGGAGGUGUACAACAGGGCUUCUGACACCUGGGAAGUAGAGGGCUUCCUGCCCAGACUCUGGUUCUACAGCGGGGUCUCCACUAUUUUCCUCGACCCCGCCAACUGGCCUCGAGUCUUCCCUGCCGACGCCACGUAG
Nerophis lumbriciformis (worm pipefish) is the source of this 1800-nucleotide messenger RNA. The record is from RefSeq and is a predicted model, not a curated record. Lineage: Eukaryota; Metazoa; Chordata; Actinopteri; Syngnathiformes; Syngnathidae.